AUGUCGACAUCACAGAACACCCUCUUAGACCACUCCGAAGACCAACCACCUCAACCCAAUAAAGUAAACAAUGGAGAAACAAUUAUCUUGUGUGACAGCAAUGGUCGUCACAUAAACCCCAACCUGUUAUGCCCUGGUUCAAGGACUUCCUACAUCCGAUGUCCAACCCUGAAUGAUGCUAGUAAGAUCAUAGAACAAACCACAUUCACGAACCCUAAAACAUUCCUUCUUCACUAUGGAACCAAUGACCUGGAGUCUAACCAAUCAGAUGAAGAAAUCAUAGGACGUCUCAAAUCCACGGUAACAACCAUAUCCAGUAAACACCCUGAAAGUAAAGUGAUUCUCUCAACACUAUUACCCAGAAAAGACAACCUGAAUGAAAGGACCAAAAACAUUAACCACAGUCUAGAAGAAACAUUCUCGGCUUCCAAAAUCUAUGUUGUCAAACAUGACAACAUCAAGAUAGAAGACCUGCGUGACAAAAAACAUCUGAACACGAUUGGCGUCAAACGUUUCGCCUUAAACCUUAAAAGAGCAUACUUUGGUCAUUCUCCCCCAAAUACCGACAAAACAAGAAAAUCCCACAAUCACCCAACAAAACCCAGAUGGCAAUCCAACCAAAGAAUCAACCAACAAACCAAUACGACACUUCCACCCUUCCACCAGAACCACACCACAAACCAUCAACAUCCAAAUGAGCUCCACACAAUAAACAACCGCUAUACUCCUUUCUUCGACAACCGCAUGCCAUUCAACCAACACCCACCACACAAAAGCACCAGUCAAACUGCAGGAAACAGAAUGACGAAACACCAAGAAGAGAAAUUAUUACAAGAAAUGGUCCAACUGAUCAAAGUUUUACAUACUAGGUAUGUUAACUAG
This is a messenger RNA of Paramuricea clavata, 882 nucleotides long. The record is from the annotation of a GenBank genome assembly. Lineage: Eukaryota; Metazoa; Cnidaria; Anthozoa; Malacalcyonacea; Plexauridae.